Molecule: messenger RNA, 5455 nt
Organism: Manihot esculenta (cassava)
Lineage: Eukaryota; Viridiplantae; Streptophyta; Magnoliopsida; Malpighiales; Euphorbiaceae
Product: transcriptional elongation regulator MINIYO
Exons: 10
Coding region: 151-5097 (1648 amino acids)
Source: RefSeq, a predicted model, not a curated record
GUCUAAACAAAAUUCCAGCGCCACCAAACUGGGUCAGUCGCAGCGAGCGCCGAGUGUAUGCUUUCUCUGUUUUCCCUCCUCCCUCGUUCUAUUUCUUUCUUCAACUUCAGCAAGCUUUUGCAAUUCCCUUUCUGUUAAACAAAACAAGAAAUGGAAAAGGAAAAUCAGAGUACUGGCAAAAGAAGCAACCUGAAACCAUCUUCUGCCCAAAAGAUUUUUGGAGCCGACAUGCUGCAAAUCCAUGGAGACGACGCUUCCUGCGUAAUUGGGAGUAUCAUCGAAAAGGGUAUUUCAGAAAACCCACAAAACAAGCCUCUGACGCCAACUCCACCACCUAAAGUUACCGUUUUACCUUUCCCUGUCGCUCGCCACCGGUCUCAUGGACCCCAUUGGGGUCCAAUGAGGAGUACAAAUGUUACUGAAGAUGAUGAAGAUGGUGAGGAUGAGGAUGAUAAUGAUUCAACAGAGGUUGAUUUUAUAUCAGGUUAUGCAAAUCCAGUACAGAGGAGGCAGAAAAAAGGUUUGGAUCUUAGACAUUGGAGAGAUUUAAUCCCAAGUGAUAAUCUAUUGGAUAGUAAUAAGGCGGAAGGAAAUAGACCAAAGUUGAAUAGGACAGUAAAACAAAAGAAAGACGGAGAAGUAGUUGAUAACAUGGACAAGAAAAACAAAUCAAGUGAUCCUUCUCUAGUUGGUAAUACUUCAAUGGAAGUGGAUGCAUAUCAGGAUUCAAGUUCUUUUGUGCCUCCUACUACAAAGGGGGUCAAGUCAAGUGAUAUUGAUGCUGGGGCUGAUAUGGAAAUAGAUGACUUGCAUCAACUAAAUGUUCAGGACAAUAAUAGAAAGGCCAGCUCUAGUUUCUCCAGAAGUGAAUCAAGAUCCAUGGAAAGUAUUCCAAAUAAUGGUAUAGCGAAAGGAAAGCUUGAGAACAUGGAGAAGAUGGAUCCUGCAUUCGUAGAUAUGGUAACUAAGCGAGGGCAGAAAACAUCAACAAUGGUUUCUAGCUCUAGUUUAAGCAAUUUCGGAAAGGAAGAAGGAUCUAUGUCUCUUGAGAGUGAGAUUGAUGUUGAGAAUCGUGCACGGUUAAAGAAAAUGUCACCUGAAGAGAUUGCAGAAGCACAAACUGAAAUAAUGGAGAAGAUGGACGCUGCACUGAUCAACUUACUGAAAAAGCGAGGCCAAGAUAAAUUGAAGCUGCAAAAUCUUUCAAGGUCAGAUAAACGUACUGGUGCUGAACUUGGUAAUACAAGUGAGAGUCAAACAAGCAAGAGGUCAAACGUUUCUUCUCAUGUAACGAGUGAUAGUUGUGAAACAAGGACAAUAAAUACCUCAACAGAUACAAAAAAUAGGCCAGAGAAUGGGUUGGUGCAGGAUUUAGGCCCAAGUGAUGGAAAUUUGUGGAAUAGGUGGAGUGAGAGAGUUGAGGCUGUCCGGAGAUUGAGAUUUUCUCUGGAAGGGAGUGUUAUUUCAGGUGAAUUAGAGACGGGUGAUAUAUCAAUUGACAAUGUGGAGAGUGCUUUAAACGUUACUGAACGUGACUUUCUGCGGACGGAGGGAGACCCUGGUGCAGUGGGUUACACAAUCAAAGAAGCUGUACAACUCACUAGGAGUGUGAUUCCUGGACAACGGGGCCUUGCAUUGCAUCUUCUUUCCUCAGUGCUUGACAAGGCAAUACACAACAUUCAACACAAUCAAGUUGGUUGCACAGUGAAAAAUGCUAAUCUGGUGGACAAGUUGAUUGAUUGGGAGGCUAUUUGGGCUUAUGCACUUGGCCCAGAACCUGAGCUUGUUUUAUCAUUAAGGAUGUGUCUUGAUGACAACCAUAGUUCAGUAAUUUUAGCUUGUGCAAGAGUUAUUCAGUGCAUACUGUGUUGUGAUUUGAAUGAGAAUUUCUUUGAUAUCUUUGAGAAAAUAGCUGUGCAUGAGAAGGAUAUCUUCAUUGGCCCUGUAUUUCGAAGCAAACCAGAGAUCAAUGCUGGUUUCCUCCAUGGUGGCUUUUGGAAGUAUAAUGCCAAACCUUCUAACAUUCUAACUUUCACUGAGGAUGUCAUUGAUGACGAGACUGAAGGGAAACAUACAAUUCAGGAUGAUAUUGUUGUUGCAGGUCAAGAUUUUGCUGCUGGUUUGGUUAGGAUGGGAAUUCUUCCUAGGUUGCAGUGUCUUUUGGAGGCUGACCCUAACACAGCUUUGGAAGAGUGCAUAAUUUCUAUACUUGUUGCAAUAGCGAGGCAUUCCCCAACAUGUGCAGAGGCAAUUAUGAACUGCCAAGGACUAGUCCAUACAGUUGUCCACAAAUUUACUAUGGGAUACGCUAAAGAAAGUCAUGCUUCUAAGAUAAAAUCUGUUUGUCUUUUGAAGGCAUUGGCUCGAUCUGACAAGAAGAAUUGCUUAAAGUUCCUGAAGAAUGGAUCUUUUCAGGCUAUAAUCCAGCAUUUAUUUCAAUGUACUUCCUCCCUUGACCAGUGGUUGAAGUCUGGGAAGGAAAAUUGUAAACUUUUGUCUGCUUUGAUGGUUGAACAACUUCGAUUUUGGAGGGUCUGCAUUGAUUAUGGGCUCUGUAUAUCAUAUUUUUCAGAUAUCUUCCCUGCCUUGUGCUUGUGGUUGCAUCCACCUACAUUCAAUAAACUUCAGGAGAACAAUGUUGUUAAUGAAUUUUUGUCUAUCUCUAGAGAAGCAUAUCUUGUUUUGGAGGCUUUGGCUAGAAAACUUCCACGUUUCUAUUCAAAUAAGCACCUAAACAAUCGAAUCUCAGAUUGUGCUGGUAAUGAACAGGAAACCUGGUCUUGGAGUUUUGUGACUCCAAUAGUUGAUUUAGCUUUGAAGUGGAUAGCAUCGAAGGAUGAUCCUUAUGUUUCUAAAUACUUUGAGAGAGAAAAAGGAUUUCAGAGACGCUUUGUUUCCCCUGAUUCAUCAGAUGUCUCUUUGUUGUGGGUGUUUUCAGCUGUCAUGCAUAUGCUUUCCACAUUGCUCGAAAAAGUGAACCCCGAGGAAACCAUGGGCCCUCAAGGAAGUAUCAAGAGUGUUCCAUGGUUGCCAGAAUUUGUUCCUAAGGUUGGACUUGAAAUAAUUAAAAACCAGUUUUUGAGUGUCAAUGGCGCAGAGUUACCAGAUGAUAUUGAUGAAGGUGGCACCUUCAUUGAGGAACUUUGUCGUUUUAGACAGCAAAGCAAAUCUGAAUCAUCCGUAGCUUCCGUUUGUUGCCUUCAUGGACUUCUCCGGGUUAUUACUUCAAUUGAUAAAUUGAUCAGUUUGGCUAAGGGUGAUAUACGUAACCCUCCAUCCCAAGGAUUUAAUUUAUCCAGAGAAGGGAAAAUUCUCGAGGAUGGGUUACUGAAAUGGUCUCUGGUUGAAUGGAACGGUGUUCUCAAUGUUUUUAUGAAGUUGGUAGGAUCAGAGUGGCACUUUGUGCAGUCAAUUGAGAUUUUUAGUAGAGGAGGACCUGCUCCAGGCGUGGGUCUUGGCUGGGGUGCCUCUGGUGGAGGAUUUUGGUCAGUGACUGUUUUGAUGGCUCAAACAGAUGCAAGAUUACUAAUUUAUGUGCUUGAAAGAAUCCAAAUGGCAUCUAGCAUAGAAUCACCAACAGAUGAAGAGAUGGUUGCUGCUAUGCAUAGGGUUAAUUCUGUCUUAGGGGCAUGCUUAACUUUUGGGCCAAAGGAUAGAGUCGUGAUGGAGAGGGCAUUCGACAUUUUGCUUCAAGUCCCCACUCUCAGAUAUCUUGGAUUCUGUGUACAGCGGUUUCUCCAAUCGAAUACGAGGAUGAAAGAGUUUAGAUGGGAAUAUAAAGAAGAGGACUACUUUCUAUUCAGUGAGAUGUUAGCUUCUCACUUCAAAAAUAGAUGGUUGUCUGUCAAGACAAAAUUGAAGGCCAAAGACGAAAAUAAUUCUUCUGUGCACACAAAUCUUAAGAGGGGUAAAGUUUAUCUGGAAACCAUACAUGAGGACUUGGACACUUCAAAUAUGAGUAUGACAAGUCAAGCUCAAUACUGCAAUUCUUUGAUGGUAGAGUGGGCUCACCAGAGAUUGCCACUUCCAAUGCAUUGGUUUCUAAGUCCUAUUUCAACCAUUUCUUACGACAAACAUGCUGGUCUUCAAAAUUCUUCUAGCGUACCUAAUCUCAUAAAGGAGUCCAGUGAUAUAAUUGAAGUUGCUAAAGGUGGGCUUUUCUUUCUGCUAGCUAUGGAAGCCAUGUCUACUUUCUUAUCCGCUGAUGUCCACUCUCCUAUUUGCAGUGUACCACUGGUUUGGAAAUUUCAUUCAUUAUCUGUCAUAUUACUUGUUGGAAUGGAUGUGCUUGAUGAUGACAAGAGUAAGGAUGUUUAUGAAACCUUACAAGACAUCUAUGGUCAUCUUCUUAAUGAAGCAAGAUUUAAUAAAAGUAAUAAGCACAGUGUGGAUGAAAAUGUGAAGUUAUUGCUGGAAAGCGAGAAGAAACAUAGUCUGGACUUUUUGAGGUUUCAGUCAGAGAUUCAUGAGAAUUACUCUACAUUUCUUGAAGCACUAGUUGAGCAGUUUGCUGCUGUAUCUUAUGGUGAUUUGGUUUUUGGUCGUCAAGUUUCUGUAUAUUUACACCGUUGCACUGAAGCAGCUGUGAGACUUUCUGCCUGGAAUGCAUUGUCUAAUGCUCGUGUUCUUGAAAUUCUGCCACCAUUGAAGGAAUGCAUUGCGGAAGCAGAAGGGUACCUUGAACCUAUUGAGGAUAAUGAAGGCAUUUUGGAAGCGUACAUGAAGUCUUGGAUUUCUGGUGCUCUUGAUAGAUCUGCAGCUCGAGGAUCGAUGGCAUUUACUCUUGUGCUGCACCACCUUUCAUCUUUCAUUUUCCAUGUUCACAGUCACGAUAAUAUCUCUCUACGAAAUAAGCUCGUAAAGUCUCUUCUGAGAGACUACUCCCAGAAGCAAAAGCAUGAGGGAAUGAUGCUGGACAUUAUACAGUAUUGCAAACCUAAUCCUCACCUGCCUGAGGAUAGUUCGUCGCAGCAGAGCAUAAAUAUUGACAAAAGGUUUGAAGUACUAUCAGAAGCUUGCGACCGGAAUUCCUCCCUUUUGGCUGAAGUUGAGAAACUAAGGUCUGCAUUUGUAAAGAAAUUUAAUUCUGUGAAAUAACUCAAGUCUGUUGUGUAUAGAGGAAGAGCAAGAACAGAAAAAGACACAGAUGAACCUACAAUACUUAGCUUCAAUGAAUAUGAUCAGUCUAUGACAUAUCAUGAGGAAUCCAUAAAUUAAUUUUCCAAUCAAAAGCUGAGCAAGAUGAUUUCAGAUUUCCACAUGAGGUGGGGUUGAAGUCAUCAUUCUUAGUAUAAUUUAUAGGGAAUGAGAAAAAGCCUGUAAAGUCCUGGUAACUGUGAACCAUAAUUCAUAUCAGCAAGUGAUCACAUCUGUAUGGUAUUUUUUGCCAAGUAAGAAUCCUGAACUCUAUUAAUUGCAUUGAAUGAUGUAUGUAUAUAUGAAAAUAUUGGCUUUA